UCCAAAUGUGGGCCAAGACCUGGGACCACUUGGCCAUGUGCUGGGUCACGUAGCUGGCACUGGGCUUCAGCCAGCCGCCUCCCUGGGCCACGUGGGGCAGCCGGAUGAACAAGGACCAGAGUGUUGAAGGACCAGGAAGCAAAGAGUUACAGGAGCCGUGCCCCAGGGCUGGGGCCAGGCGUGUUUCGGUGUCACAUAGCAACACUUCACGCUUCACCACCGACGCAAGGGGUUUUGCUCUGAGGCCUGCCCAGACCAAGGGGGACAGGAGGGUCCCGGGCCACGGAGCAGCCCCAGGGGCACGAUACCAGCCAGAGCAGUGCCCUGAUUUACCCCGGCAGGGGCACGCGUGGUGUUGGGGGCCACUCGAAUGGCCAAGCAGGAGCCGGCCCCGCUGCCACCGGCGGUGCCUCCGGAUGGCACUGAAGCCCCUCCACCCCGGGCCGCGCCGGGGGGCACGCACCGCAGCUCCCAGCCCCCCGAUGCACCACCCCGGCCCCCAGCCCCGGCGAAGAGCACCGAGGAGGCCAAGCCGCCCCUCCUGCCCUCCCGCCGCAGCUCCAUCCUCAGCACCCUCACCGCGCCCUUCGCCAGCCGCCGGAGCUCGCUCUGCGCGGCGCCCGGGGGCAAGCGCCCCGCCGCUGGCCCCUGGAUGCUCCACAGCCGCGUCAGCUUCUCGGGGCUCCCCCUUUUCCAGCCCAUCCAGGAGAUUCGCUAUGAAAACACCUACAAGGUGCAGCCGGACGAGGGCUGCAAGUUCAACGCCUGCCGGGUGCAGCGGGUGCUGGAGUCGGCCCUGGCCGGCUCGCUGGGCAACACAGCGUACAGCGCCCAGAGCGGCGCCCAGCUGGCCCACGGCCUGGCCGACCUGCUGCGGAGCCGGGCAAAGGAGGUGGUGCCGCCCCGCUACAAGCUGGUCUGCCACGUGCUGCUGGGCCAGCAGGGCCAGCAGAGCCUGCUGGUGGCCAGCCGGGCGCUGUGGGACCCCCAGAGCGACAGCUUUGCCUCAGCCACCUUCUUCAACACCUCCCUCUUUGCUGUGGCCACGGUGCAUGGGCUCUACUUUGAGUAGCCCUGCUCCAGCCUUGUAGCACUGCAGAAGAGGGGCUGGAAAUAAAGAGA
Molecule: messenger RNA, 1122 nt
Organism: Dromaius novaehollandiae (emu)
Lineage: Eukaryota; Metazoa; Chordata; Aves; Casuariiformes; Dromaiidae
Gene: DYNLT4
Product: dynein light chain Tctex-type 4
Exons: 2
Coding region: 371-1072 (233 amino acids)
Biological process (GO): microtubule-based movement
Cellular component (GO): cytoplasmic dynein complex; cytoplasm
Molecular function (GO): dynein intermediate chain binding
Source: RefSeq, a predicted model, not a curated record